AUGGUUUUACUUCGCCAUCAUUUGAUUUUGAUUUUAGAAACAUUAAAGAUCCAAUUGUUCAUUAUCGUGGUAGUGAAGUAUAUAUAUACUCGCCCAUGUGGUUGGAUGAGAUUUGCAUUAAAUGUAAACAAAUAUAACACAGAAACUGAUGGAAAAACUUGGCUAGGACAUUGUAAUGGUCCAAAUGAAUGGUUAGUUUCAUACCAUGGUACAAAUGAUAUUUCGUGUAGUUCAAUAGCUAAAGAAGGUUAUCAACUAUCUAAAUGUACCCGAUUUGCAUAUGGGAAAGGUAUAUACUCAACACCAUCAAUUGACAUUGCAAAAGCAUAUGGAAAAACUUUUAUGGAUUGGGACAGUUAUCUGUUAUGGUCUUUUUUUUAA
This is a messenger RNA of Dictyostelium discoideum AX4, 381 nucleotides long. RefSeq lists its product as hypothetical. Lineage: Eukaryota; Evosea; Eumycetozoa; Dictyosteliales; Dictyosteliaceae. Bases 1 to 381 code for a protein of 126 amino acids. The transcript has a single exon. The record is from RefSeq and is a predicted model, not a curated record.